Pseudozyma hubeiensis SY62 is the source of this 1089-nucleotide messenger RNA. RefSeq lists its product as hypothetical. Gene Ontology annotation, cellular component: mitochondrion. Lineage: Eukaryota; Fungi; Basidiomycota; Ustilaginomycetes; Ustilaginales; Ustilaginaceae. The record is from RefSeq and is a predicted model, not a curated record. Gene Ontology annotation, molecular function: ornithine carbamoyltransferase activity; amino acid binding. The coding region runs from base 1 to 1089 and encodes 362 amino acids. The transcript has a single exon. Gene Ontology annotation, biological process: L-citrulline biosynthetic process.
AUGCGUCGUUGCGCCUCGACCUCUGCUAAUUCCGCAACCCGCACCCCACCCCAUCUCCUGACGCUUGCCGACCUGUCUCCGGCUCAAAUCGCAUCGGUUCUCGAGUCGGCCAUCGAAUUCAAGUCUGCCUUCCGAGCUGUCUCGCAAGCGCUGCCCGAAUCAUCGCGCAAGCAGCUCGCUUCCGGGGACUCGCCCAUCGUGCAGAGCCUCAAGAACAAAUCCAUCGCCAUCAUGUUCAGCAAGCGCAGCACCCGAACCCGCGUCGCCUCUGAAACCAGCGUCGCGUCCCUCGGCGGCACAGGUCUGUUCCUGGCUCCAUCCGAUAUCCAAUUGGGAGUAAACGAGAGCCUGUACGAUACGGCCAAGGUGGUCAGCUCGAUGGUGGACGGUAUGAUGGCUCGCGUUGGCGGACACGAUGAAGUCGAGUUGCUCUCCAAGCACUCGACCGUACCCGUGAUCAACGCUCUUUCGGCCCGAUACCACCCAACCCAGAUUCUGGCCGAUUUGCAGACCAUGCUGGAGAUCUACGCACCCGCGUCGUUGCCUACUGAUCUCUCUUCGUUGGCGGGUCUCAAAGUCGCUUGGGUGGGAGACAGCAAUAACAUCCUCAACGAUAUGCUCGUCGCAUAUCCUCGACUCGGCAUCCAUCUUUCCGUCGCUACACCCAAGGGUCCUGCGUACCAACGCGACGAUCUCGUCUGGGGUACAAUGCAAGACGGACUGUCGGCACUUUCGAAAUCCGGCUCUUCACCUGUAGCUCUCGGUCAAGUGUCGUGGUCAAACGACCCCGCAGAAGCCGUCAAGGAUGCCGACAUCAUCGUCACUGAUACAUGGAUCAGCAUGGGAGACGAGGCGCAAAAGGAACAGCGUCUGCGCGAUUUCGCCGGGUUCCAGGUGACCGAACAGAUGGCAAAGCAAGGAGGUGCCAAGCCCGACUGGAAGUUUAUGCACUGCUUGCCUCGAAAGGGCGACGAGGUGGAUGACGAGGUGUUCUACUCGGAUCGCUCGGUGGUGUUCCCGGAGGCCGAGAAUAGGAAGUGGACGAUCAUGAGCCUGUUCGACCGCAUGUUUGGUCGAUGGGAGUUGUAG